UGCAAUGGGUCGUGGCGUCGCUUCGGGCUCCAUGUGUGUGCCUGUAUGUACGUGUGCGUGUGUGGGGUUGUGGCUCCAUCGGGUCGUGCAUGUGUGUGUGUGUUUCCCGGGGGCGCACAAACCGGGUCGCAGCAAAUCCUUAUCGCAGUGUGGCUACUGUACCGCUGCCGGCGACGUGUAACGACGCACGCUUGGUCAAACAAAACGCGAACUCGUCCACCCAGGGACAGGCUACACACUGCACACAUUUGUUGGGGCCACAGGGCGGUUUUGUGUGCACGUUGAUCCUGGCUUGUGUGCUCUAUUCUUUUUGUUAAGUGGCAGUGGGAAAGCGCGGGGGCCGGGGAGAGCAUUACACCAGGCCCGAAAAAGCCGUCGGGUUGCCCGGAUGGGUGACAAAUCGAUUGAUACCGCGAUUGACGAUGGGACCCCUAACGUGUUGGGGGAGAGGAUAGUCCCAAGCGAAUAAACAAUAGUGUGUGACUGGCGAGAGAGAGAGAGAGAGAGAGAGAGAGAGAGAGGGGGAGAGGGGGUGAGAGUGUGAAUGAUAGUAAACCGGGUUAGUGCGUACACGUUACAUUGUGAUUCACAAUCAGCUUACGGUGGAGCAGUGCAUUGGUGCGUGAACCGCACGGUUGCUGUAGCGCAACUAAUUAUAAACGGAUCGCAUUUCGAAUAUGAUACAAUUGUGACAGCUUUGUGGAGUAAAUGUGUGUUUAUUGUGUAAAAAACAACCACCAAACAAUAGUGAAGAAAGAAAGCCAGCGCUUACAAAAAAAAAGAGUUAUUAAGUGAUUAAUAAGGUGAUAGAGGUGACAAUAAUCGAUGACAAGAGUUCUCUUAGUGAAACUAAAUUUCCCAAAAAUUUAAAAGGAGUGGUGUGUGUUACUGUUAAUUGAAAGAGGAAAUUUCUUACAAGUUUUUCUCUCAUAUUUUAAAUUUGCCAUCAAAGCUGCAAGUGUGAGUAUGAUCGCGGAAUUGGCACCACCGUACCGUGACGACGGUGAUACGCUGAUUGCUCCGGUUCCCAAGGACGCACCGAGCGGUCGAGCGGCCUGUCAAAUCCAUCCCGACGCGCCGUCAUCGCUCGACCGGAUCCAGCGGAUCUACGGCAAAAUGAUGGAUCGAAUACCGUCGCUAUCGAUACCGGGCCUAUCGCUCCCGCACUCGCUCUCCAUACCGACGUCCCAGUCGCUCUCGAAUCAAUCAUCGCACGCACUGAACUCGCUCGGGCUACAUUCGCAAAAUUUGCAUGCCUCGUCGGUGAACGCGCUGCACAACUCGCAGACGACCAAUCUGCACCAGAACGUCAGUGGACUGCUGAACGGUGCGGCCGGCAAUGGCCUGCUCGGUCAGGCGAUGUUGAAGAAGCCGGCCGAGGAGCACAUUAAGCGACCGAUGAACGCGUUCAUGGUGUGGUCCCGGUUACAGCGGAGGAAAAUCGCCCAGGACAACCCGAAGAUGCACAACUCGGAGAUCUCCAAGCGGCUCGGUGCCGAAUGGAAGCUGCUAACCGAGGACGAAAAGCGACCGUUCAUCGACGAGGCGAAACGGUUGCGCGCGAUGCACAUGAAGGAACACCCGGACUACAAGUAUCGGCCGCGCCGGAAGCCAAAACCGAUCCGGCGCGAUGGUUACCCGUACCCGAUGACGUACCCAUCGGUGCCCGUCGAUGCACUGCGAGCUGGUAUUACGCCGAGUUACUUUGCACCGGGCGCACCCUACCAUUUAGGAAGCCAUUUAUCACAGGCCAGUCCACCCACGACACAGUCAUCGAUCUCUUCCCAGAUGGACGUGUCGAAGUUUGCGCUCGACCGUAGCGCGUACCUCAACACGGCCGCUGCCGGUGCCCUCUACGAUACGGCCAAAUCGCAGACCAACCCGUACAGCGCCUAUCUCGAUCCUACCUCCGUCCUGACGAAGGCAUAUUUCGACUCCAAGAUGUACCAGGAUCGGGCCCAGGCCGCAGCAAACUACGCGUUUGACAUUUCCAAAAUCUACGGCACCACUGCGCAGCAACAGCAGCAACAGCUCGGAAGCAGCAGUAGCACUAGCAGCGGUAGCAGUAGCCAACAGCAGCAACAACAACAACACCAGCAGCAGCAACAACAACAACAACACCAACAGCAUCAACAGCAUCAACAGCAUCAGCUUCAACAGUCACCGCAUCAUCUACACCAUCCACUGCAUCAUCAGCAUCAGCUCCAGAAUGGUGCCGCUUCUGGGGGGCUAGACGAGCGAGAAUCAACGCCCCAGCUGGGUGACGUCACGCCCGACAUUAAGCCUCAGAUCGUGGAACCCCUGGAGGGUUCGCCGCUGCACAGUCAUAGCUACGGGGUGGGACUGUUGGGUGUCGGUGGUGGUGCUUCUGCUGCUACUACCAGUGGAUUGUAUCAGUAUUCGGCCGCAGCAAUGGCCGCUAGUCAAGCGGCUGCGAAUGGUAGCAGUGGUGGUGGUGGUGGCUCUAGUGGUGGCGGUGGAGGCAAUAGUGGUUCUGGCGGUGGUGGAGGUGCUGCUGGCGAAUAUCGACGACCACUGACCGUCAUCUUUUGACCCAACUCCGAGCUAAUGGUUGAUCGAGACUAUUAAAAUAAUGGUUGACAUUGGUCGCAGAACCCCACAGAAGUAUACGAAAUCGCUCGGAUGAUGCAUCAAGAGAAGGGAAACAAAUGCUCAAAGAUUUGUUUGUUUUAUUUAUUCUCAUACAAGUUGUGCAAUAAAGGGUUUUUUGCCAGAGGCUUCAAAACGAGUCUUCUAAAUAGUAAAGAAAAAACAACAAAAUAGACAAAUUGUAGUCAAGACCAUGGCUGGUCCGCGAAACAUUUUAAAACGAAAAUAAUCAAAGUAUUAUCUCUCUUUCUCUCUGUUCCAUUGGGGGAACAAUUCAAUCUUAAUAAACGUGUUCAGAACGGUAGGAUG
Anopheles gambiae (African malaria mosquito) is the source of this 2919-nucleotide messenger RNA. RefSeq names its product transcription factor Sox-19a (gene Sox21b). Gene Ontology annotation, biological process: cell differentiation; anatomical structure morphogenesis; regulation of DNA-templated transcription. Gene Ontology annotation, molecular function: RNA polymerase II cis-regulatory region sequence-specific DNA binding; DNA-binding transcription factor activity, RNA polymerase II-specific. The transcript has 6 exons. Bases 967 to 2553 code for a protein of 528 amino acids. NCBI's taxonomy places the organism in Eukaryota, Metazoa, Arthropoda, Insecta, Diptera, Culicidae. The record is from RefSeq and is a predicted model, not a curated record.